Molecule: messenger RNA, 7269 nt
Organism: Chaetomium globosum CBS 148.51
Lineage: Eukaryota; Fungi; Ascomycota; Sordariomycetes; Sordariales; Chaetomiaceae
Exons: 3
Coding region: 1-7269 (2422 amino acids)
Biological process (GO): phosphatidylinositol phosphate biosynthetic process
Cellular component (GO): fungal-type vacuole membrane; endosome membrane
Molecular function (GO): ATP binding; metal ion binding; 1-phosphatidylinositol-3-phosphate 5-kinase activity
Source: RefSeq, a predicted model, not a curated record
AUGGCUAGCACCAGCACUGGCGGUCUUCGGCAACCAUCCCUCGGCCCAUCGGUGCCGCCUUCGCCCGUAAACUCACGAUCACGCCGCGACUCGACCACUUCGCUUUCGGUAUCUUCGCAUGCCGACAGGGAACACUUUUCCCUUAAUCUCGACAAGAUCCACACAUCGGCCAGCCAGUCGGAUGCUCUAACCACCUUUAACGACUUCGCCCCGCCCCCCGGCUCGUUACCUACCUCCGAGAGUAAAUCGACCACCGGCGAUCUUGUCCAACAGGGACUAAGCGGGUUGUAUACACGUUUCAAGGAGGCCGUCGGCGCCGUAGGCAAGGGGUCCACGCAAGAGGUGGACGAUACCAGCAAUCAAGAUGGCGCCUCCUCUAGGAAGAGCAUCAGUACGGCCGCCGGCGCCUCGAAGCCAUCGCCCCUUCCGAAGGGAGAAACCGGCGCUACAGUCUCAACGAUGGAGUCUGGCACUAUUUCGGAUAUUCAAACAUCAGGAUUAUCCUCUUCUGGGAUACCGACCUCCGAGUCGCAGACAACUGCUCCACAGUCUUCCAAGGCCUCUUCCAUUACAACUACGUCUAACCCGAAAACUCCUUCGACUAGUGUCCAAAACCUGUCGAAGAUUGCAAAGACCGGGGCACCGGCCACCGCCAACGCCUCCGUUGCCCCGGUCACGGUGCAGGGCCUUAUGGAUAUGGAAGCCGCGCGGGGCGGGACGGCCCGCUUGGAAGACUUACCCAGCCGAACAGCAGGCCGUAGAAGCAUAAGCAGACCAACUGAUACAGCACCGAGUCCUAACCUCUCGGGGAAUCCAAGCUUAGACAAUGUAGCAACCGGUGAUCGAAUAAUGCUGCCGAGCCGAGCGAGAAGGGAGGAUGCCCUCAGCAUGGACGGGAGCACCGAUACGCCUCGAAGCCCCAUCCAACCUGUGGCUGAAGCGCACGCUUCCUCGUCAACUUCCCGUCCCCCUCCUUUGGACGCUAUGCGAAAGCCUGCGGUGAUCGACCGCAUCACUUCGACUAGGACCAGGAGCCAUUCGAGAUCGUCAUCGUUGGAGCCCAGCGCCGCCGCGACACCCAUCAGUACCUCGGCCCAUAACUCUGUGUAUCAUGACUCCUUCACGCACAAUGAACGGCCACAGAUGCUGCAGUCGGGCAUCAUGAGGAUACCAGGCACCACCACUAACGAAGGUGCCCCUGAGGUUGUUAAUGCAAGGCUAGAGCGGAUGCGAAAGCAAGUGCUGAGUAAAGAAUUCUGGAUGGCCGAUGAGACCUGCAAAGAGUGCUUCCUUUGUGGCACGCCCUUCACUGCCUUCAGGCGCAAGCACCACUGCCGGACUUGUGGCUGCAUCUUCGACUCGAAAUGCACGUCGAGCAUCUCGGGCCAAAAGUUUGGCGUCCAAGGUACCCUCCGGGUCUGUAAAACCUGCCUCAACGUCAUCAACCGCCGUUACGAUAGUGGCUCCGACGAUUCAGGCAAUGAGUCUUACCUUCCUACAAUCUUUCACGCGGGCCAGCCGGUUAAGGCUUCGCCAGCCUCAGCCAGGCCGCGCAUGGACGACGAGGCUAGCAUAUCGGAGCGCACCGAACAGGCUGAGGACACCAGGAACGCGAUUACGCCCAUGAUGGCCAUCCCAGCGACGCGGCGGGUGGGGGAUAAUAACAGACACUCAGCGGUCCUGGAGAUUGACAUGCCCCAACUCAGCAGGCCAGGCUCGUCGCGCGGCGACUUUCAACCAGCCAGCCUCGAUCCUGGCCGAGCGAGCUUUGGUACCUACCUGAGCGCGGGGAGGAAAUAUCGAUUCCGUCCAGGGGAGAAGAGCAUAAGCGGAUUCAGCCACGCGAGCCGCGGGUAUGAGGAGGGCAGUGGCCUGCAGAAUCUAUCAAUCCACACACGCCCGCCGCGACGGAGGAACCUCAGCAUCGCGAGCGCGAGCAUCCAUCACCCGCGCUCCCCCUGGCCGAAAUCUGCUGUUUUGAAAGGCGCCUCUGCCUCGGCUGACACUCUUUCCAUAUUUGAGAACGCCAUCGAGGCUCCCGGGUUGAAGCGGAACGACUCCAUGCGUGACGGGAAAUCAACAGAGGAAAGCAUGAACCCUGCAAGCCUACAACACGUGAAGAAGCUUUUCCGACAGCUACUUCAAGAUGCCGAAAUUCCCAAUCCUGUGGGCUGGGAAAAAACCCUGGUUCCUAUCCUAGAUAGGUGCGCCGACGAUGUCGACCCAGACAUCCGCAACGGCGACGACAUGGAUAUCCGGCACUGGGUGAAGCUGAAACGGAUCCCGGGCGGCAAGCCAUCCGAUACAGCCUAUGUCCACGGGGUCGUGUUCACCAAAAACCUUGCGCUCAAGAGCAUGCCACGCAAGAUUCGCAACCCGAGGAUUGUCAUCAUCACCUUUCCGCUCGAGUACCAACGCCACCCGGAACAGCAUUUUAUGAGCUUGCAGCCAGUCAUCGAACAGGAGAAGGAAUACCUGAGGAUGGUUGUCAACCGGAUCCUCAACCUGGAGCCCCAUGUGCUACUAGUGGAGAAGAGCGUGGCCGGGAUUGCGCUCCAAUAUCUCUCGGAAGCAAACGUCGCCGUGGCCUACAACGUCAAGCCAUCCGUUCUUGAAGCCGUGGCGCGCAUCGUCAGCAUGCCGGUCAUUUCGUCAAUGGACAUGCUCAGCCUCGGCGUUCGGGUCGGUAUGAGCGAGAGCUUCGAGGUCAAGACGUUUGUGAACAACGAGAUCAGGGGUAAGAAGAAAACGUACAUCUUCAUAUCCGGUUGUCCAAAAGACCGUGGUUGUACCAUCGCGCUUCGUGGUGCCUCCACCGAGGUGCUCUCCCGGAUGAAGCGCAUCACCGAAUUCAUGGUCUACGUCAUCUAUAACCUGAAGCUGGAGUCCUGCCUCAUGCGCGACGAGUUCGUGCAGAUUCCGAAUUCGGAGCCUACGCUACCGGCACCGCCGGCAUUGCCCGUAGGGGAGAGCAAUGACAGCCUCAUGCUGCGUCCUGGUAGAGUCCCCGACCCCUCGAGCAGCCGUCCUGCCAUUCUCAUCACCCGGCAGAGCACAGAGAGUGGUCACCUUUUACGGGGCAACGAGGGCGCGACUAUGGCUGCUGACCCGGAGCCGUCCAGAACCGGCACCGACCUAGUUGCGCAGGCGCCAGCCGCUGAGCAGGACCAAGGGUCAAUAUCCAUGCACGCGCUACACUCCCAUGCGCAGGUGCCCGAUGACAUACCCAUGCCCGCCUUCCACAGCGACACGGUAGCAAAGUAUGAGACAAGGAUUCUAUCCACAUCCCCGUUUGUCAAAUUCAGGCAACCAUAUCUGCUCAUGAAGGCGCGGGAGCAGGAGCGGCGCGCGACCUAUCUGAGGCAGCUCCUCGAGCAGGAGCGCAUGGAUGGGUUCGGUGAAGACGAGAAGCAAAGCCCAGAGCCGUUUCAACUGGUCAAACCAGAAAUGGUACGGGGGGUUGAACAGAGGGCUCCCCGAAAGGUCAUGGAGGUUCUCCACGCUGUUCACGAUGCUGAAUACGACAAAGCGCUACACAGCUACCGAACACAGGCGAAACAAUGGGAGGCGUAUAUCCACGGGAGUGCUGACCUCUUCGACCCCUACUCGCACCAGAACAUCGUUGUCCUCUAUUCGGUCACUUGCACGGCGACGAAAAUCCCAUGCUCGGAGCCCAGUCUGGUCGCGAUUGAGUUUUAUAACGAGCACCCCGACCCGAACGGAAGCAUGGACCAGGAUUGCACCCUCGGCCAAUACAUUGAAGACGUCUGCGAGGGCGCCGAAUUCAUUUGUCACUCCAACGGAUGUGAUCGGAAGAUGUUUGAGCACCACCGCACCUAUGUCCAUGACAACGCCCGCCUCACCAUCAUUUUGGAAACGUCCCCAGCGUGGCCAGAAAACUUUCCAGAGAAGCCGCAGGAUAACAUCGGCGACAAUGACGGGACCGGCAUAUGCAUGUGGAAUUAUUGCAAGCACUGCAACAAGCAUUUUGGGCUAAUGCCCAUGUCUGUGAGCACCUGGAAGUACUCGUUCGGUAAAUAUCUCGAACUCUCAUUCUGGAGCAGCGGGCUCCAGUUGAAUCCUCAGACAGAGUGUCCCCAUGACCACCAGAAGGAUCACAUCCGGUUCUUUUACUAUCUGCACCGCGACAUCGCAGUGAGGGUACACUAUGACCCCAUCGAUCUCUACGAGAUUAUCGCACCGCGGACGAAAGUUACGUGGAAGGUGGACUACGAUUUGAGGCUCAAGAACGAUGUCUUCAUAAAAGCCGAAGACCGCUGGAAUCGCUUCAUGAAUUCUGUCGGUGCUCGACUCAAGAGCAUCCGGAUCGACAGCGUGCUUCCGGAGAAAGCAGAGGCCUGCAGGGCCGAAGUAGAAAGGCUUAGCAAGAAGGCCCAGGAGGACCAACUGGAGCUGAUUCGCGCGCUCCAGGACACGUACAUGGGCUCUAGGUACUACGAGGUCAUUCCGUUCAACACCGUCAUCCGCGAGAUGCUCGAAAAGGUGACGGAUUGGGAUGCCGCGUUUACCACAUUCGAGGCCGAGUUCCUCUCCGACAAGGACGUUCGUCAGUUGACUAUCAUUCAACUGAAAAAGAUUUUCACAGAUCACGAGUCCAAGGAGUCUCUGCCUAGUACUGACGGGACUGCGUCGGUCGCAUCCGAAGAAGACAAAACCACCCCCGCUACGUCCCCACCCGGUGGUUCCGAAGCUGAAGAGAACCCAUCUCAGAGUUCGGAAAUCGAAAUCAGUCAGCCGCAGGAGACUUCGUCUCCUGUUGUGCAGCCCGUUCCUGCGCCAAAAGAAGGUGCCGCGGUCGAGGCGGAAGCGCUCUUGGAGCGGGUUGAACCCUUGGACCUCGCGACUCCAGGCCCGACAACCGCCGCGAACACGAAAAGCAUUCCCCCCGCUCCAGAGGCCGCUCCAGAGGCCGCUCCAGAGGUAGCCAAGGCACCUAGCGACCGACCGUCUAGCUCAGCAGCGGCCGCAUCUAACUCCGCAGUUGCCCUGGCAGCCCAAGCUAGUGCACUACCGCCUCCUCCCACGGGCCAGCUGUCAUUGUCAGAGAAAGUAGAGCAAAUACGCCGGGAGCAACGGGCAUUGGCCAACGAACCUAGGAACCCAGUUGCCGGUGGCGCAAAUCCUACUAGUAUUCCAAAGCCAACGCCGGAACGCGCCCUACCUAGGAAGGUGGGCGCAGCCGUGUCGCCUCCGAUGGUCCGGGCAAUCUCUCACCCACCGGGGACAUUACCGAGGGCACAGUCUGCUAUCGGCAAACUUCUGAAAGAACAAAGGGCUCAGGAUAUGGGCGGUGAGAUACAAAGGGCAUCGACGGAAAACAUACUCAAGGGGGAGAAGAAGUUCGUUGACCGAAUCGGUCUUGGGGCCCUGAAGAGCCAUCGUAAGGCAGGACCUUCCGGGAUCCCGCGAUACGUCCAUAAGAGGGAAUCGAAGGUCUCGACUCUCGCCCGCCACUUUGAGCAGCUGAGCCGAGAAUUUGAAAAGGAGAGGUUGAAAGACCGCAAGCAGCGGGCGGCCAAGAUGCACCACACCCGAGCAUUCUUGCCGCGGUCUUCAACCAAGACCAUAGUAGAAGUCUACAAAGACGUGGACCAGGCCGUGCAAGAGCCGGGGCCGUCGGAGGAGGAUCACCUUCUCGAGAAAGAGCGGGGCCAGAAGCAGGCGGGGACACGUCCUGAUACGGCAGACGUCGCACUUCCCGAAUCGCAGCAAACUAAACCUUCGGGGGCCGAACCCACAUCGUCACAAGAGCUUCCGUCACAGCCUGACGAGAGUGUGGCGCAGACAGAAGCCGAGGACAGCCGGCAAGAGAGCCGGGUCGCUUCUGAUGACGAGGGCGUAGAGAGCGAUGUCGACCAUUCGGCCAUCACCCUCGACGAUAUCUUGCCGGACGUGAAGGAGAUCGCCGACUCUCUAGAACCGAGCGAAGAAAUACCGGAAGAGCUUCCGAAGCACCAGAAGAAGAGCCUCAUGACCAUGUUGACCAACUUCUGGGCCGAACGCUCCGCCAGUGGCUGGCCGCAGUUGGAAUAUCCCAUCAAUGCCACGGACCACAUCUUCUUCGAUUCGGACGUGAUCAUCAGAGAGGACGAGCCAAGCUCUCUCGUGGCAUUUGCCCUCAGUUCCGAGGACUACAUGUCAAAGCUGGCGGAAAUCCGGCAGCGGUGGGAGAUGCCGGACACGGAUGAGAGCAGCGACGGGCUGGAAAUGAAACGACCGCAAUUCUCUAAUCCGGAGGCCAAAACCGCGGCAAAGGCCAGCAGGUACAACACGGAGCUCGAGAAGAGUCUUCUUCGGCCGACGGGUAUGCAUGUCAAGUACCAGUUCACCGAGGGCGCAGCGAGGAUGACGUGCCAAAUCUUCUACGCCGAGCAGUUCGACGCGCUCCGGCGCAAGUGCGGCGUGGGUGAUCGCUUCGUCGAGUCCCUUUCUCGGUGUCUGAAGUGGGACUCCAAAGGUGGCAAGACUAAAUCGGUCUUCCUCAAGACUCAGGAUGAGCGGUUCAUUCUGAAGUCUCUCUCCCCGAGCGAGACCUCGUCGUUCCUCCGAUUCGCCCCCGACUACUUCAGCAUCAUGUCGGAAGCGCUCUUCCACGACUUGCCCACGGUCAUCGCCAAAAUGUUUGGCUUCUUCCGCAUCUUCAUCAAGAACCCGCUCACCAAUACGGAGAUCAAGCUCGACCUCCUGGUGAUGGAAAAUCUGUUUUACGACCGCUGCCCGAGCCGAACAUUUGACCUCAAGGGGUCGAUGCGCAACCGCAAGAUCCAGUCGACGGGCGAGCAGAACGAAGUGCUGCUGGAUGAAAACAUGGUCGAGUACAUCUACGAGUCGCCGCUGUUUUCGCGGGAGCACUCGAAGCGGCUGCUUCGGGCGUCGGUCUUCAACGACACGCUGUUCUUGGCCAAACAGGACGUGAUGGAUUAUUCGCUCAUGGUUGCGGUCGACGAGGUCAAGAAGGAAAUCUCUGUGGGUAUCAUUGACUGUAUUCGGACCUACACCUGGGAUAAGCAGCUCGAGAGCUGGAUCAAGAACCGGGGGUUUGCGGGCGGUGGCCGGAACAGGCCGACCGUGACGAGUCCGCGCGAGUACAAGAGCCGAUUCAGGGAGGCGAUGGCGAGGCCCCGAAUACUCCAGCUACUCCGAGGCCCCGAUUUGAAGACGACGCUUGAUUUUCUGCGGAGUCAUCCAUGCAAGAACACCUUUCAACAAGCAUGGGUAUGGCCGGCGCAUUAUGGCGAUGUUUGGUGA